AUGGUGGUCCAUGCGCGCCUCCGUUGGCUGCGCGAUCAGAUCGUCGCUGGAGUCGCCGCGCACCUCACCUUCGGAGCCGCCGCCUUCGAGGGUCGCGGUAAGGUCAAGGUGGUCCUCGACCCAGCGCGGCCGCGUACGUCGCCCACGGCGCGGGCCGUGCUUCUCAGCGCCGCGUCGGCCCUCGAGGAGCAGGCUGGACACGCUGUCGUGGUGGACCGCGGCCACCGCUUCUCCGACGGCCGCGCGGAGGCGGAGUCGUGGGUGGAGGUUCAGUUCAUGCUGCUGGUGUCGACGGCCAUGCCGAUGAUCGCCUUCCUGGAGUUCAUGCUACUGCUCCAGCCGUCGCUGGUCUCCCUGGGGGCGGUGAUUCUCCGGCGGCUGCGGAGCCAGCAGUGCGGCCUGACGCUGAAGUCCCUGGCGGUCAGGCGGGUCGUGAGGCACAAGGGGGCGGCGCAGGACAAGGCCGAGCAGCGGGCGCCCGGGGGCGGCAGCGACAGCGACGACGAGGACCUCGGCGCCGCCGCCGAGCCGAUGGGCCUGUCGAUCAUGCCCAAGGGUUUGUUCAGCAUGCCAGCUGGGCCUGCAGAUGAUGACGACGACCUCCUAGGUCCCGCCGCGGGGCCGCCGCCGCGGAGGGCGCCGACCGCGGGCGCGGCGCCCGCGGAGGACGACGACGACAUCUUCGCUGCCCGCGACGACGCCGGCGGGGCUGCCGACGACACGUUCAGCUCUGGCCCGCAGGAGUCCGCCACAGAUAUGGCGGGCGGCCUCUUCGACGAGCUGCCUGCGCCGCAGGAGGCGCAGACGGCGGCGGCGUGGCUGCCGGCGCUGCCCACGACGGGCAUGGGCGCCAUGCCGCUGUCCGCGAUGCCCGUGGGCGCGCUGGACGCCGCGGCGCUCGGGACCGCGAAGGCGAGGAAAGGCAAGCAGGCCGAGUGA
Molecule: messenger RNA, 939 nt
Organism: Prorocentrum cordatum
Lineage: Eukaryota; Dinophyceae; Prorocentrales; Prorocentraceae
Source: the annotation of a GenBank genome assembly